UUUUGGUUGUCCACUGGCCAAGCAGAAGCAGUGUCCCUCUUUCCCUUCCUCCCUCUCCUCGCCAAUAAAUCAGUAGCCAGUCAACACACACACACACACAUACUUUCUCUUCUCUUUUGCAUUCAUCCCAGGAAACGGAAAGACACAAUCUUUUCAGUUUUUAUGAUCCUUCACUUUCUCCCCCAUAAAAUUAAUUAAAUCUCUCACUUGCGCUGCUGCUUAAUUAUCAAGUUUACAUUAUUAAUAUUAAAUAGAAAAAAAAAAAAAACCAAACAUCCUCCUCCUAGUUUGUUCACAAUGGCGGGCAUAGCAAUAGUGUUAGAUCUGUUGUCAAGGAAAAACCCUUCUUCUUAUCCAACCCACUUCUCGGCCUCCGCUGCCGCCGCCUCCAUCGCCGCCUCCGCCGCCCCUUUUGCUUCUAGGUUCCUGUUCGGUCAACCCAUGAUACCAGUUGCUUACUGUGAUGCUGGUGCAGCAUUGUCUGGUGACUAUAUUUCUAGUAUACGAAGAGCAUCUGCAGAUAUUUUUCAGAAAGGCUCUCUGAAAUACACUACCAAGGAGUAUUAUAUUGAGUUGAAACCUCUGUUUUCAGCUUUUGAAUGGAAGCAACUUGCUAUGACAUCCUUGAGGUCAUUUUUGAUGUUCUAUUUACCUCUUCUGGAGCCUAGUACUAAUACAGAAGAGGAUGAUGAUGACUUCCUUCAGGAUGCUCAUGAAGUGCAACGUGUAGACUUGGUUGUUCCCUUCCAAAAAUCAGUGAAGCAAAUUAUUCGUGAGACUACUGUUGUAACUACAAGACGCAUUUUAGAAAGACUUGCUGUCCAUCACAUUUCACAGCGGAUGGCAUGGAAACUUUUGAAAGAUGUUCCUAAAUCAGCCAUCCGCAAGGCUGAAAGAGGAAUGCCCACUAUGGUUUACUUCUUCAGAGUUUGCAGAUCAACUUUCAGAGGACACUUUUUAGGGGUUGCAGCAUCAUGGCUUGUCCAAGUUGGUAUUGAAAUUUACCGAUUCUUCUCUCAUUUAACAAAGCCUGAAGAAGAAAGCAAUGAUGUUGACAAAUCUGAACAAGUUAAACUUCUUGGGAAGAAGGUUACUGGAGUCACUAUCAGGUGCGGUGCAUCGCUAGUUUUUGCUUCCAUUGGUGCUGGGGUUGGUGCCACUCUUUUUCGUCCUUCAAGGGGUCAGUGGAUUGGUUGUGCUCUUGGGGAUUUGGCUGGUCCGGUUGUUGUUUCUAUUUGCCUGGAAAAAGUUCUUCACACCGACCUUUAGAGCGCUGGGGAUAAAUUAUCAUGAUGUAUUUAUUCCCCCUGCUUUAAAUUUGACUAGUUUUUAACUUUUCUUUCUCUCUAUCUGAUUAUUAUACUUGCAUGACACUCAUUGAGGCCGAUGUUAUUUUUCUUUUUACGAUAAGAGAUUUCAAAUAGUUGGUUCUGUUCUUGAGACGUUUA
This is a messenger RNA of Populus nigra (black poplar), 1448 nucleotides long. RefSeq lists its product as uncharacterized. Bases 298 to 1269 code for a protein of 323 amino acids. The transcript has 6 exons. The record is from RefSeq and is a predicted model, not a curated record. Lineage: Eukaryota; Viridiplantae; Streptophyta; Magnoliopsida; Malpighiales; Salicaceae.